This is a messenger RNA of Ilex paraguariensis (yerba mate), 345 nucleotides long. NCBI's taxonomy places the organism in Eukaryota, Viridiplantae, Streptophyta, Magnoliopsida, Aquifoliales, Aquifoliaceae. The record is from the annotation of a GenBank genome assembly.
AUGGCGGGAGCAGGGAGAGUUGUCAGAAAUGUAUUGGGCCAAAUCAUAGUGGGCUUUUAUGAGAACCUUGUGGUUUCUACCAGCCUUGCAGCGGACUUAUGGGCCUUGAGGUCUGGACUUUGGGAUAUAGCUGGCAAAGCAACGAGGAAUUCAAAGGCUGGAAAUAAAUGUAGAAGCACAGACACAAGGGUCACCCAGGAAAUGAGGGGAGACCAACAAAUGUGUGAACAUCCUAACCAGGUGGAAGGUACAAGCGAGAGAAGGCCUCCCUAUUUGUACUUCCCUUUAGAAUGUAUUAAUGAACAACUUAGUGCUGAUGGUAUGGGGUUUCCUACCCUAGAUUAA